Aplysia californica (California sea hare) is the source of this 1357-nucleotide messenger RNA. Its product is annotated as sulfotransferase 1C4. The transcript is spliced from 5 exons. Gene Ontology annotation, molecular function: sulfotransferase activity. Gene Ontology annotation, cellular component: cytoplasm. Lineage: Eukaryota; Metazoa; Mollusca; Gastropoda; Aplysiida; Aplysiidae. The coding region runs from base 110 to 877 and encodes 255 amino acids. The record is from RefSeq and is a predicted model, not a curated record. Gene Ontology annotation, biological process: sulfation.
CCCUCAAAGCCACAAAGUUCGGACUAAAAUCUGACGACAGUGACAGUUGCUCCUCUGUGUGUGAUUCGCGUUUGAGUUAAGAGAUUUGAACCAAAACCUAGCAGCCACGAUGCCUGUUCAGAAGGUGAAGGAUUAUCUGGGUUAUUCUAUGAACCUGUAUGUUCAUGAGAAAAAGCCGCAGUACUUUGGAAUGUCUGAGUUUAGCCAAGAUAUGAUGGAGAAUAUGCCGGACUGCCCACUCCGGGAGGAUGACAUCAUCCUGUGCUCCUACCCCAAGUCCGGCUGUCACUGGGUGUGGGAGGUCUCCCGUCUCCUGGUGACUGGCAAGACAACUGCGGACAAAGUGGACAAAGAACAGUUCAUGAUGGAAGCCUCCAAAUGUUUCGGUAAUGGCGAUAUAUCCGACCUUCCAUCGCCUCGACUUCUCAACAACCAUGAGUUCUUCGAGAACCAGCCCAAAGACAUCUUAAAGAAAGGCGUCAAGGUGAUCCAUAUGUACAGAAACCCCAAAGACGUGGCAGUCUCCUUCUUCUACCACCAUACUAGGAUCCCGCCGUACGGAUAUAACAACACGGACUUCUCUAACUAUCUGCCUAGGUUGGUGGAGAAUCCACUAGAAGAGGUUCGAAAACUGGCCAAGUUUUUGGGCAAAAACUACGACGAUGACUUUCUACAGAAAGUGAUAAAUGCUACCACGAUGGAGAACGUCCAAAAGAAGAAGGAUAUAAAAGACAAAGACAAGUCUGGGCCCAUUAUGUACCGGAAAGGCAAAGUCGGAGACUGGAAAAAUCACUUCACGGUGGCUCAGAGCGAAUGGUUUGACCACAUCACUAGGAGUAAGAUGGGAAAAUCUAAAGUCUACACAUUUAAAUAUUAGAUUUGAACUCCGAACCAUGAACAACAUUGCUUGUAUUUUCUAUGAGAGUAAUUAAGAGAAGAACUAUCAUGUUCAUUCUUAACAGAUGCUCAUGAGCAAUGAAAUAUGUAUGUGCGUGAGGCCUUAAUGGAAGAUUGUGAGUGAAAGAGUUUGGGAGAAGAGAGUGAGUUUGUGGGUCAGUGAGUGAGUUUGUGAGCCAGUGAGUGAGGGAGUAAAUUAAUUAGUUUGUGAAUAUGUGAGUGAGUUUGCAGAUGUGUGGGUGAGUUUGUGAGCCAGUGAAUGAGAGAGUGAAUUAGUCAGUUUGUGAGUAUGUGAGUGAAUGUGUGGGUGUAUGCGUGAGAGAACGAAUGAGUGAGUUUGUGAGUCAGUGAGAAGGUGAAGUAGAAGAAGAAUGUAUUAGAAUGAUAACCAGAGCUUAGAUCACAGGAAUAAAAGAGAUGUUGAUUUUGAAUUUUCUGCAAAUAAAAUUCUGUACACAUA